GGUUAUCUCUCCCAUUUCCACAGCAACUUGAUCAUAUCCUGGGUUCUUAAGCGCAGGGACCAACACAAGGACACACACACACACACACAGAGACACACAAACGGGCCUUAAACCCCCUCGAGAGCAGGGUCCAACAAAGAUGUGAAGUGUAGAUGUGCAGCAACAGCUAAACGUCGUGUCAGGUUUCUGGGGGCUCGUGCUAAAUUUAACCCUGUGAUCCUGCAGCAGUCAGAGGGGUUUAAAUGCCAGCCUACAGUUGCUCCACACCAGUUGUUCUCCACACGUCUUCCACUCAUCACAAACUUAAGCUGUGGACGAAGACAAGCGCACACGUACACUCAGACACACACGCUCCAGGCGCAGGACCGGACACAACAUACAGUAGGGCAGUUCCACAGGAGGCCGGAGUUUUUGUCCCGUUUCAAGCCACUUGUCGUCCACUAUGGAGCUUUUUGAGACCAACCCGUACUUCUUCCCUGACCAGCGCUUCUAUGAGGGAGGGGACAGUUACUUCCCCUCUCGUCUGCCUGGGGCGUACGACCAAGGUGCCUACCAGGAUAGAAACUCCAUGAUGGGCUUGUGUGGGAGUCUGUCUGGAGGUGUUGGAGUUGGGGUGACAGGGACGGAGGACAAACCUUCCCCAUCCAGUCUGUCUCCUCACUCUGAGCAACACUGCCCAGGUCAGUGUCUGCCCUGGGCCUGUAAGCUAUGCAAAAGGAAGACUGUCACCAUGGACCGUCGACGAGCAGCCACCCUUAGGGAGAAGAGACGCUUGAAGAAAGUGAACGAAGCUUUUGAUGCUCUCAAGAGGAGCACCUUGAUGAACCCAAAUCAGAGGCUGCCCAAGGUGGAGAUCUUGAGAAGUGCCAUCCAGUACAUUGAAAGACUUCAAGCCCUGGUGUCCUCCCUCAACCAGCAGGACAAUGAGACAGGACAGCAGGGACUGCACUACCGACCCAGCCAGACUCAGCCCAGAGUGAGUAGGAGAUGGAAAGGAUGAAUGGAGACCAAAUGUCUAAUAUUUAACAUAGAGGACAUAGAGACAGGGUGCACUGACUGGAAAGCAGCUAUGGCAGAUGUCAAGUCAAAGAUGAAGUUUAAAGCACAGAUAGACACCUCAAAAGAGUCGAACAUUGGAUAAAUGGAAAAUUCUUGAAAAAAUAUUUUAGCUUUUGGAAAUAACUGACCUUUAACACUGCUUUGUGUUGAUCAAUGUGGUUGAAAUUAUACAACCCAAUUGGGAUCGCUUAACAUUUCUUCUCAAUUAGAAUCUGAUUGGGUUAAAAGGCUUAGUCUCCCAGGUAUUCAGGCAUAUACAAAACCUAAUUUCCUUUCAUUGUUGGCAAAAAAAGAGAAAUUUACAUGUUUGAAGUUGUCCCUUGUUUUGUCUGAGAAUAUGGAAAGUGUUUAAAGGCAUCUAAAAACUGAUUUGACAGGUGUCAUUGCUCAGUUGCUUCUGAUGACUCCUUUCCCUGUCAGUUUUUUUGUCCUUAGAUUUCUUUUUACUUCCCAUUGUUUGACUAGUCUUGUUUAUGUAGUGCACAUUUGCCGCAGAGAGGUUUCAGAAAGUUUAUGUCGUUGUCUGUGUGUGUGUGUGUGAUUGUGUGUGGUUAAUGCACUAAAGAGUGCGCUUUGUUUCUUUGAGGGGCAGGGCAUGCCAUGUCAUAACACUGAGUGACUGACAGCAACUUCUGUGCAUCUCCAUGGUAACAGGUGUCGUCGUCAAGUGAGCCUAGUUCAGGCAGCACCUGCUGCAGCAGUCCAGAGUGGAGCAGCACCCCUGAGCAGUGCACGCAGAGCUUCAGCAGUGAAGGUGAGUAAACUUCCCACACAGUCAUCAGACAGCAGAACACCAUCAGAGGAACCUCACUCUGACUCUGAGACUGAUCACGUAUGUCUUUGCAGAUCUUCUGAGUGCUGCUGACUCUCCAGAGCAUGGGAACAUGAGGGCUCUAACCUCCAUCGUGGAAAGCAUUUCUGCAGCAGACGGGGCUGUGGCUUUUCCUAUGGACAUUUCCAAAUAGACCCUCCACACAGCAGACCCAUGGGUGCAGAAAAAAAGCAAUAUGCAAAGCAAGCUGGAGAACAGUCCUAAGUUCCAAAUUGAUUUAUUUAUUUCAGCUCAACUGAUCUGAGUGUCUUAUGCUGAAGUUUAAAAGUAGGGAUUAAUUUGAAUUGUCACUGCUGAAAAAAAUGGGUCUGCAAACCAAACUAAAUUCCUUUUUUUUUUUUUUUUUUAACAAUGAGGCCUUAUUCUCUUUAUUCCCUGCCUUAUCCUGCGGUCCAGACCUGUCCAUCACAGCCACAGAAGCUUAGUCUGACCACAGAUUAAAGGACUUUGCUGCAUGAACCUAACACCUAGUUACUAGAGUGGACCUCUGUUGGUUCGGCCUUCAGUCAGGUAGAACCACAGAUGAAUACAAGGCCAAGCUUUCUUUUCACUUAAUGUAAGUUUUCCUCUUUUCAAAACCUUUCCCUCAUCUUUCAUUCUUUCUUGUGUGUGUUUUUAUGCUUAAAAAACAUGAGUUUAUUUGUGGGGCCAAUAUGUACCAUGGCAGUUUUGACCAAGAUCUGCUUAAUUUAAACUGGUUAUGAAUGCUAGUGAUGUAAAUACGUUCCCUUUUUCUACAGAGUGGUUUUGCCAUUUUAUUUUUUAUUUUUUGCUAACUUAUUUUUGACUUUUAUAACUACGAUUGUUGUGUAUUUGUAGAUGUUUCAAAAAGUAAAAAUUCCUGUCUUGCAAUAAAGACCAUUUCCAAUACAUUGUGUCAUCACUGUAAAUAGCCACCAAUGAAACCUUCACACUUGGAUAUGUGCAUUAUUUGGAGUCUAUAGGGGAGGGACAAGUGUUUUAUCAGUUUGUGUAUGUGAGUUAUUUUGUACAAUUGUGUUUCAGCAGACUUUGGUUGUAUACAGGAGAACACUUUAUCAGAGAGAGGAGAAAAAGGAGCAAUGCAUAAGCUGUGAUGCAACCCUAAACCAGUCAGUCAUUUAGAUAAAAAGGUAUAA
This is a messenger RNA of Xyrichtys novacula (pearly razorfish), 3009 nucleotides long. The record is from the annotation of a GenBank genome assembly. Lineage: Eukaryota; Metazoa; Chordata; Actinopteri; Labriformes; Labridae.